Babesia sp. Xinjiang is the source of this 567-nucleotide messenger RNA. RefSeq lists its product as uncharacterized. The record is from RefSeq and is a predicted model, not a curated record. Bases 1 to 567 code for a protein of 188 amino acids. The transcript is spliced from 3 exons. NCBI's taxonomy places the organism in Eukaryota, Apicomplexa, Aconoidasida, Piroplasmida, Babesiidae.
AUGCGGACGCCAUGCACUCACUACUCGCUUUACCAGAGAUUUUUCAACACGUGCCUUAGAGAAUGGUAUUUUCAGCGGGAUGGCGGUGCUGGAUUCUACUAUGCGAACCCACCUGGGUUACUCUUCACGCCUCUGAGGACCUCCAGGCUGCAAAAGGACACCUUUUCAGCUCCUAUGUCACACUGGUACUUUAAAUUACCCCUAGAUGGUGAUAGAUUCAAUCGGACGUCACCGCUUAAGUCUGAUGUGUUCGGUUCUUCAAGUGUCCUUCAGGAGCCAAAUGCGGUUGAAAGCAUUUUGCAUAUUGGCUACGAUCUGUGGUACUCGAAGGUUUUGGGGGCCCAUGUAUCAAAGUAUACUGAUGUGUACCAUGUCUCAUUUUGCAAUUAUUACGACGUAGCUUUCAACACGUUGUACAACGUGGGCAGAAACCUCUCUGUAUCUCCAGAAGACUUCGAUACAUUCCAAAACUUCAGGCUACUCACCGGUAACAUUUUCAACAUGCACUCGAUUCUCACGGAACCGUUUUUCAAGUGCGUCAUACUUUCGGUGAGCAUUCAGAAGUGA